Messenger RNA from Heterostelium album PN500, 1332 nucleotides. It is a transcript of the gene mon1, whose product is annotated as DUF254 family protein. The transcript is spliced from 7 exons. Gene Ontology annotation, biological process: vesicle-mediated transport; protein targeting to vacuole. Lineage: Eukaryota; Evosea; Eumycetozoa; Acytosteliales; Acytosteliaceae. The record is from RefSeq and is a predicted model, not a curated record. The coding region runs from base 1 to 1332 and encodes 443 amino acids.
AUGUCAGACCAAUUGGGUAGUAGUAAAAGUGGAGCGGUCGAUCAGUUGAACGGUAACAACGCUGGUAGUGAUAAAGCAAAACCACUGUUGAUAGGCGAUGAGAAUAACAGUAGUAGUAGCAUUUCGAUCGAUGAUGAAGACGACAGUGACAAGGCAUCGCUUGUUGCACCAACGAUCGACGAGAUGCUCUCAAAGAUAGACGAGACAACAUUGGCGAAUCUCGACAAACCGAUGAUGGUGAGAAAGUAUCAGCAUGAAGACUGUUCGACACCGGAGUGGUUCGAACAUUCCAAACACGUCUUUAUAUUCUCGUUGUCCGGUAAGCCUAUCUAUUCGCGUUACGGUGACGAAGUGCAACUCAAUACAUUCAUGGCGACACUCUCUGCGAUGUCGUCGUUUGUCGAAUCACAGAAAGACGAACUACGUUACAUCAAUGCCGGUGCAUUCAAAUUCGUGUUUCUGCAUCGUGAUCCACUCUGUCUCGUAUCGAUAUACAACACUAGCGAACCACCACAGAUAGUAUCUGCACAACUGGAAUACAUGCAUGCACUGGUUGUAUCGAUGCUUACACAAACCAACAUGAAAGCGGUAUUCGAUGCUAAAUAUGAUCUACGUGAUCUAUUAGGAGGUACUGAUAAAUUCUUGGAUAACUUGAUGAAAACAAUUGAUAAUGAUACAUCGAUUUUGUUAAACUCUGUAAAUUGUUUAAGAUUAAAUUAUAAUACAAGAAAUGAAAUUACAACAAUCAUUCAUAAUAAUAGACAUGAAUCUGUAUUAUUUGCUUUACUUGUUGCAGGAAACAAACUAGUUAGUUUUGUUAAACAAAAGAAAUACUCUUUAAAACCACAAGAUAUACAUAUCGUUAUGAACUUUGUAUCAUCAACAUCAUCAUUCAGAGAGUCGGAAACAUGGACACCAAUAUGUCUGCCCAAUUUCAAUGAUGCAGGUUUCCUUCAUCUCUAUAUUUGUUAUAUUAUGCCAGAUGUUUGUCUUUUAUUAUUCUCUGCUCAGGCAGAAGCAUUUUAUCACCUUAGUUCAUCAAAAGAUGCAAUUGUAAAGGAAUUAGAAUCACGAAACCUAUUAGAGGAACUAUCUAAAGCUGUACAGAAUCACGGUUACUCUGUGGAAGCCACCGGUGUGCCAUAUCUCUUACACUUUAUUCAAAAUGAAACAGUCAUGGUUGCUGUUGCCAGCUCACACGAGCUCUAUGCCACUUUUUCGCCACUCGAAAGCAAACAAAAUGUUUUCGAUUCUUUCUCACAGUUACUACAGUGGAUAAAAGAUAAUGAAUCAAAUAUUUAUAAUCCAUUCCUUAAAAUUUUAAAAGACUAG